Neurospora tetrasperma FGSC 2508 is the source of this 324-nucleotide messenger RNA. RefSeq lists its product as uncharacterized. The record is from RefSeq and is a predicted model, not a curated record. The transcript has 2 exons. Bases 1 to 324 code for a protein of 107 amino acids. NCBI's taxonomy places the organism in Eukaryota, Fungi, Ascomycota, Sordariomycetes, Sordariales, Sordariaceae.
AUGUCAACCCAAACCGGCCCGACGCUGGUCAAUUUUGAUGACACUACUACUUCCCCAUCUUCAACUACCCUCUGGUCUCCGACUUUUGUCCCCGCGGAUUCACCCCGGAAGCCACACUCGCUCUCCCCACACAAAGCCCAUCAACAGCGGCACCUACAGACAUGUAUCUCCUCUUCUAAGCCCACCGGCCAUAUCGCUUGUGACCUGGGGGAGUUUGCCGGUAACUUGUGGUUUGCCAAGGAGCAGGAACUUGGGCAACAAGCCACCAAGCACGCCUCCCAGUCGUCCCUUUUGAGCCGCAGGGAAGAAUCCACAGGACCUUGA